UCACUGCUACCGGAAUACAUCUAAAGAGAAUAAAGGGAAUGAGGAGGACCAAAGGUAGGAAAAUUUGGCUGGAAGGUUUUUCUAUUGUUUCUGUUUACCUGUUCAGUUGCUACUAGAUUUUGCCCCCCAAAACAAUGAUUCAUGUCUUUCUGUCCAAUCAGAAGAGGAAGUGAACAAUUGCCCUUCAGUGCUCAGAUUUCAGUCCUGAGUGUGGGGCUGGAAGGCAAGAAGGAAACACUCCAGGUGAAUAAGAUUUGGAGGGGGAGAAGCAGAGAAGGAGAAACUUCCAGAUUACAGGAAGACCUCUCGCCGUUCAUGCUAUAAAAAGGAAUCCUGGGACAAAUUUUGAAAUGAUGCUACAUGGAAAAAAUGGAUUUAAAUGGUUUGUGAAUGCUUCAGGAUAGACAGAAGGAGACAGAAGGAAUAUAAGCCUCAAGGAAGGAGGGAGCAGCAUGGGGAACUGCUGCCAGAAACAUUGCGCUUGCCUGGAGCACUACUUACCUUGGCUUUUCAGUGGCAGAUCUAGGGAUAAGCCUGUUGAAACUAUCAGCAAUCCGUCAGCAGGGGGAGGCUCCCCAGACAACUCAGUAGGACCACACAACCUUGGAGCAGAUCCACCUCCUCUUCCUCCACCAAAGCAGAAUAGGAAAUUUGUGGCCCUCUUUGAUUACCAAGCCCGUACAGAGGAAGAUCUGGGUUUCCAAACUGGAGACAAGCUCGAAGUGCUAGAUUCAUCUCAAGAGAGCUGGUGGUUUGCAAAGCUGCUUGUGGAGAAUGGCUUUGUCAAGCCUGGGCAGAAGCUGCAAGGCUACAUCCCUGCCAACUAUGUGGCCCCUGACCAGAGCAUUGAAGCUAAACCGUGGUUUUUUGGUGGUUUUAAGCGAGCAGAUGCCGAGAAACAGCUACUAUGCCCUGAAAACCAGGAGGGAGCUUUCCUCAUCAGAAGCAGUGAAAGUCAAACGGGUGAAUUUUCUCUUUCAGUGCGGGAUCAACAGACUGUGAAGCACUACAGAAUCAAACGUCUGGACAACGGUCGCUUUUAUGUGACAAAAAGGAAAACCUUUCAAAACCUGAAUGCUUUUGUCAGGCACUACAGCCGGUCCAGUGAUGGGCUGUGCGUAAAGCUUGGGAAUCCAUGUAUAAAGACAGAAGUUCCAGCUACUUAUGAUUUGUCAUACCAAACUGUGGAUCAAUGGGAGAUAAACCGGGAUUCUCUACAGCUCUUGAAAAAAUUAGGUUCUGGCCAGUUUGGCGAGGUCUGGGAAGGGUUAUGGAAUAAUACGACACCGGUGGCCAUUAAAACGCUAAAGCCAGGUUCAAUGGAUCCAAAAGACUUCCUGAGGGAAGCACAGAUAAUGAAGAAUCUGAGACACCCAAAACUCAUACAGCUCUAUGCUGUUUGCACUUUAGAGGAUCCAAUUUAUAUUAUUACAGAGCUGAUGAGACAUGGAAGUCUGCUAGAAUACCUCCAGAAUGAUGGAGGAUCCAGGAUCCAUUUGCCACAACAAGUGGACAUGGCUGCUCAAGUUGCCUCGGGAAUGGCUUAUCUAGAAUCUCAGAACUACAUCCAUCGUGAUUUGGCAGCUAGAAAUGUCCUUGUUGGUGAUCACAAUGUUUACAAAGUGGCAGAUUUUGGACUUGCACGAGUUUUCAAGCUAGAAAAUGAAAAUGUCUAUGAAGCCAAACAUGAAACAAAACUGCCUGUGAAAUGGACGGCUCCUGAAGCAAUUCGCUCCAAUAAAUUUAGCAUUAAAUCUGAUGUCUGGUCUUUUGGAAUACUCCUUUUUGAAAUAAUCACAUAUGGAAAGAUGCCUUAUGCAGGUUUGAUGGGAUUUCAAGUACUCCAGAAACUGGAUCAAGGCUACAGAAUCCCUCAACCACUUAAGUGUCCUCAAGAGCUGUAUAACAUCAUGCUACAAUGCUGGAGUGCUGAACCCAAAGAACGACCCACCUUUGAAACAUUGCAUUGGAGACUGGAAGAUUAUUAUGACAUGGAUUCUACAUCCUAUGCAGAUGCAAAUACUUUUAUAAAAUGAACAACACAAUAUUAUUACUGAUUAUUUAAGUGAGGAUGACAUCCACAAAACUGUUUCCUUUAGCAAAGUGUUCCUUUUAUAUUUUAAUGUCAUCUUGUGGAACAUAUAUUCAUACACAUAGAUAUACACUGGACCCCGGUGUAUAUAGUAGACUAAGGGCUGCCACCCCUGCUCACUUCACUUGCCAACCCAGCCUAGACUGCACCCUAUAGCACUCUCUCCCACCACUUCUGCCAAGCACCCCUUAGUCAUCUCUCCAUCCCCUCUGCCAUGUGGCCCUUACCACUUCCCCCACUGCCUCUGACAGGUACCCCUAACUGUACCCCCACCCUCUCACCCCACAAAGGUUGCCAGAGCCCCUGUGCACACACUGGUCACCAAAGCUCUCCCCCUCAAUGGAUCUCUAAACCUUCCCCCUGCCCCCUCCACAGGCCUGCAAACCUCUCCCCACUCCUUCUGUGGGUCUCUCCAAACCUCCCUCCUCCCCCUCUGUGAGUCUCCAAACAUUCUCCCUGCCCCCUCUGUAGGUGUCCUAACCUCCCCCCACUCCUCCACAGGUCUCCAAACCUCCCCCUGCCCCCCCAGCAGGUCUCCAAAUCUUCUCCCUCACCCUCCACUUACCUUAUGGCCUUGCUGCUGCUGCUGCUCACUCACUCGCCCGCUAGGCCUGGGAUUGGGCCAACUAGGUGCCGCUGCCAGGCCCCCUUGCCACCCCUCUUGUCUUCUUCAUCACCAGUGCCGCCUCCUCCUUGUUGCCAUUGCAGUCAAUGUUUGCUUCUCCUUGCCCUCCUGGCCUGUAAGUGUCAUGUUACCUGUGAACUCUUCAGUGCAGGCACGUACCUGUGCAGAAGCCUUUACGGAUAGAGUGACACAAAAAUAUAAUAUAUUAAGAUAUGUCCAACAUCUUCACGGUCCAUUUCAUGCACUGGGUGAAGACUUUUGCCUACGAAAGUAAUUAAUCUGCUAGGCUACAUCAAACAAAGGCUGCUAUUUUUCCGCACCUUUCACCAAAGUAGGAACAUAGGAAGCUGCCUUAUACCACAUCAGGCCAAUAGUCAGUCUAGUUCAGUAUCAUCCUCAAUAACUGGCAGUGGCUCUCCAGCGUUUCAGGCAGGAUUCUCUCCCAGCCCUACCUGGAUGAUGCCGGGAACCGAACCUGGGAUCUUCUGCAUGCAAGGCAGAUGCUCUACCACUCCGCUAUGUACCUUCCCCAGGAACUGUGAUAACAAUCUAACCUCAAAAUAAAUGGAGAAGUUAAAAUAGUGGUGAAUCUUAGAGAAUGAGUACUUAUUUAAAUCUGUGACAAUACACUAAGAUCUUCGUGGCAGCAGUUUGUCUUAUCAGAUAAUCAAAAUGAAACAGGCAGGAUUUUUAAUAAUCUUUUUGCUCUGCAAUGAAGUUACUCCUCUAUUAAUUAUUUAAACAGGAGAUAGCAAAAAGCACAAAUCAUAAACAGAUACCUUCAAUAGGCAAUGUAACACUGUACGUUUUAUAUAUAGAUUUGGUUAUUUGUUACUCUUCAGAUUCUCCUGCUUAUCUUUUAAAUCCCAUCAAUCGGUUAUUAUGAAGGAUUUGAUUGCUGCUAUGCACAGCAGGACCUGUCCGUAAAUAUAUUUUCUGUAUUUCUCUUUCACAAAAUAUCCUAUAGCAACAAUGUUGGCAGUGCUCCAUUGAGUGUCUUUGUUGUACAUGGAAUAGAUGCAUAUGCACUUGAGAGGGGGAGAAAUAAGGUUACAUGGGGAAAAUAUUAACAUUUUCUACAAUAAAGUGAUUUUUGAAACAGGGUCUGUCUUACAGUCAGAUGAUGGGGCAAAGUUGAUAAAUAUAUAUUUUCUAAUGAAUUGCUUUUGUAACUCGUGUAAUAUAAAAUUGUAAAUGUGAACCCACCAUAUACUACUGCAGUAGAUCCUUCAUUCGUUUUAGGAAAACUUGAGUGGGCUUCUGUUUUGCAUUUCUUCCAAGCAGUGAUUUGAAAUACUACAGAUGAAAUGCAAUCCAACCCAUUGAUUCCUCAGACAUUGCUUUUUGCUUUUAUUUACCUGUCCAUAGAACUUUCUCCCAGUGUGAACUUGCUAUGGAUACCAGCGAUACAGCACAGCUGCUAGUCUUUGCACCAGUGCUGAUUGGUAUGGCCAUUCAUCAGAGCCUCCUGUUUUAUGCAGUGGCUGUGGGUAGAGUAGUUAGAUUGUUCUUGUGGGAACAUGGAUGGAAUCUACUUCUGAUAGUGAUGCCUGUUUUGUCCUUUGAUGUAUGCUAUUUACUUAGAGUUUGUGCCUAUAGAUUGUUAUGUUUAUUUUUUUUAGACAUGAUUUUUUUUCAAUUAAAAAAGUAAAUGGUUUUAUUGUAAACGACCUUGGAAGAUG
Messenger RNA from Rhineura floridana, 4399 nucleotides. It is a transcript of the gene FRK, whose product is annotated as fyn related Src family tyrosine kinase. Gene Ontology annotation, biological process: protein phosphorylation; cell differentiation; innate immune response. The transcript has 8 exons. Gene Ontology annotation, cellular component: extrinsic component of cytoplasmic side of plasma membrane. NCBI's taxonomy places the organism in Eukaryota, Metazoa, Chordata, Lepidosauria, Squamata, Rhineuridae. Bases 453 to 2036 code for a protein of 527 amino acids. The record is from RefSeq and is a predicted model, not a curated record. Gene Ontology annotation, molecular function: non-membrane spanning protein tyrosine kinase activity; signaling receptor binding; ATP binding.